Parnassius mnemosyne (clouded apollo) is the source of this 783-nucleotide messenger RNA. The record is from the annotation of a GenBank genome assembly. Lineage: Eukaryota; Metazoa; Arthropoda; Insecta; Lepidoptera; Papilionidae.
AUGACAAUCCUAUUUCAAGUGAUAUCGACAGGAAUUGCUAGCUACAUCUGCAUGUCAAUUGGUGUCAUGUUCGCCUGGCCAUCUUCCACUCUGCAGCUCUUCUCGUCUGCAAACACGACCCUCAACCGACCAAUGACGGAGACAGAGGGUGCCCUUUUAGGCAGCCUUUCUUCAAUCAGCGCCUUGAUAAGCAUACCGUUUGUCAGCUUCUUUGUAGAUACUCUGGGAAGAAAAUAUUGUUGUAUGCUCUUUGCAGUGAUUCAAACUAUCAGUUGGGUCAUUAUAACUGUUUGCUACAAGGUGGAAGCCAUUCUCGCGGCAAGUUUUCUGUUCGGAAUCUGCAGAUGUAUACCACUAGUUGUACCGAUCUACAUCAGCGAGAUCUGCCAAGCUUCCAUACGUGGGGCGAUGACUUCAAGCGCGAUAAUCUUCCAAUCAAUUGGAAUGCUCGUUUCUUACCUCAUGGGAGGCUAUUUGAGCUACGACGUCAUGAACUACGCCUGUUUAUCUAUGACAGUGCUUGGAGUGGUCUUGAUAUCUUUUUUGAAGGAGUCACCGAUACAUCUGAUGAGGAAAGGUCACGAGAACGAGGCUAAACGAGCAAUCGCAUUCUACAGAGGCACGUCCAUCAAUUCUAAUCUGGUUGAAGAAGAAUUGAAAACGCUUCGAAGGGCGCUUAAUCCGGAUUUGGGUGGUGCUACGCCUGAAGAAGAGAAACUAAAUUCCGACCUAAAGGAAAACCCUAAACUUUCCUGGUGGCAAUAUUUAAGUAAGUACACGUAA